Molecule: messenger RNA, 2208 nt
Organism: Guillardia theta CCMP2712
Lineage: Eukaryota; Cryptophyceae; Pyrenomonadales; Geminigeraceae
Exons: 22
Coding region: 1-2208 (735 amino acids)
Source: RefSeq, a predicted model, not a curated record
AUGGUGAGGCAGGGGAGACUUUCGACGCAGGCGCUGCUGCAGGCGCUGCUGGGCUUGUACUCAGCGGCAUACUGCUGCCUGCUGGAGGGGAGCUUCACCAACGAGAGAGGAACGACGAUCAUCUCGAAGCAAGAGAGUAACUUCGUCGUCUCCUUUCUCAACGAUGCUCAGGACAAGGAGGGUUGGUUGGUAGCAACCGGCACCCUGAGCAAGAAUGGAAGUCGAUGGUGCACGUGCGGAGCAGGGGGCAGUUGCACGUCGAGCGAAGGACUUUGUAGGGAGCUGACGGUGACUUUCAUCAGGGCGAACAAGUCCGUAGCGAUGGUGCUCAAUGGUACUGUCGAGCUGGACUGCCAGGGGGUAACAUCAUGGAGCAACGGGUACGGCGACUGGUGGAAGCCCGACCCGUCAAUCAAAGAGCUGCACAUUGUCUCUAUGACACAUCUUGACGUCGGAUUCACAAACACAACUCACAGCGUAUGCGACAUGUACUUUGAGAAGCAUUUCCCUCAGGCCCUCGAAACCCAUUACGAACUCAAGGCGCGAGGGGGUGCUGAAACCUACACAUGGACUGUCUUCCCGUGGCUUCUCUUGGAGUUCUUCGAUGGUGCAGCUGGCUGUGCUCGACGCAGACGGACAGAGCAAGAGAUGAUGGAGAUGAAGGUUGCAAUCGAGAGUGGAGCGAUCAUCUGGCAAGCCAACGCCCUCAACUCCUUCAUGGAGCUCUACGACGAGACUCUUCUUGACUACAGCCUCUCUCUGAGACAUGAGCUGAACGCCAUGUUUGCUGCCAAGUCAGGACUGCUCGCAGGCAAGCAGACUGACGUGCCUGGAAUGAGCAUAGCUGCCGUACCAGCCUUGCACAAGAAAGGCGUGCGAGCGUUUCACAUCGGAUACAACGGGGCCUGCAAGAAGCCCGAGGCUCUUCCUCCUCUCUUCAGGUGGCUGCACAAAGAGUCGGGCAAGGAGUUGCUCGUCAUGGCCGAGGCCUCGUACGGUUGGCUGGUUAGGUUUCAAGAUAUCGCGCUCGUCUUCCAGUAUGGAUCCGACAACGGUUUACCCCCAAAGCCAGGGCAAGUUUUACAAUUUUGGCGAACGAUGCAGAAUCGAUUUCCACAGGCGAAGUUGAUAUCAAGCAGCCUUGACGCCUUUGUCUCGCGUGUUAUGAACAGCCCAGGUUACGCAAACCUUCCCAUCGUUGAUAAGGACAUUGGAGAUUCGUGGCUGUAUGGUUCUCCUGCUGACCCCAUCAGACUUGCUGCCUAUCGCGAGGCCGUGCGAUUCAUCAAUGAAAAGAUCGCUCAGGCGAUACAUGAGGAGGUUGCUCAAGACUUACCGACAACCAGGGACCUCCGGAACACAAUUGGGUUCUUUCACGUCCUCAGAACCCCUGACGGGAACUGGAGCAACGAAGAGUUUCACCGGGUGGACUCGCGCUAUGCCAUGCUCGAGAUGGAAUGGGCAGAUCAGAGGCUGUACAACCACCCGCUUCCCACUCACAACAAAGGGACCUGGGGCCGUCUCGUGGAGGAGCUGGAGGGGAGGCUGAGGAUGGUAGAAGGCGGGAAGGUUGCGUUCAACACGACUGAUGGAUCUCUUUCCUACCUGAGGAGGAGUGAGGCUGGGGCGUUCCAGUGGGCCAAGUCGUUCGGAAGGAUGAGAUAUCGAACAUAUUCGGAGCAAGACUUCCUUCACUUCAACGAAGAGUACACCCCAGGUUGCAUUCCUUGCGAUGACUUUGCCAAACUCGGCAUGGAGACUGCCCAUCCUGUCUCCCGUACUUGGGACUUCAGAGUUUCCUCUGCCGCUGCAAACAUCAUGAAAGGUACGGUGCGCCUGGGAGCAUACACGUUUGCCUCUUGCUCGAUCCUCCUUCAUCUACUCAUCCAUGACCGCAAGCUCUCCUACAACAUCCCGGGACCAAACAAGACUGCAGUCAGUCUGCAAGUUUCUUGGACCAACAAGACAGCCACGAGGCUCGCCGAAUCCACUUGGAUUUCCUUCGAACCAAACCAUGAGACCAGCGCGACAUGGCAGAUGCACACGCUUGGAAGUUGGCUGUCGCCAUAUCGAGUGGUGGAGAACGGCACAAGGCACGUCUUCUCCGUAUGGGACGGAGUUCGGCUGAUCCAAGAGACUUCUCCUACCUUGCAGCCGACCAGACAGCAAGGUCUCCUCUCGUCCUCACAACCUCCUGUGCUCGACUAA